UAUAAUGAGUAAUGAUUAACCAUUUGAAGAUGUCGAUCAAUUUCUUCAUCCCCUAGCCACAUAAUAGACCAUUCCGAAUAUGCUAUAACAGGCUAUCACAUAAGACUAACUUCUAGCUUAAAAUGUUCGAUUAUUGCAGCAAUUACAUGAGCAAUAGAGAAUGUUAAAUCUGUAGAGCAUCUUUACGAAUAACAUGCUUAUGAAUCCCUUGAUUCAAUAACAGGUGAACUAGGAAAGUAAGAAAAUAAAGAAAGUCAAUAAGACAAUCAAAACAAUACCUUCUACUACAAGUCUUAAGGAUUGCGCUUAACCAAUCUAGGAAAUCAAAGGAAAUGUGAAAAAUGCCUACAUCAAGAAAAUCACGUCCUUGCUAAGUGUGGAAGGAGACAAGUUGCUGGAUGAGGACUUACAAGAAGACUUGGAUUUGGAGAGCUAUUCGGAGGUGUAAGAUAAAAGUAAAUUGGCAGGCCUUUUGGGUUCAAACAACGAUUUAUUGAAUAGUGAAUCAAAAAACAAAAGAUUGAGACAAAGUGCCAAAAAUUCUAGACUUCGAAAAAAGGUUUAUUUGAAAUUGCUUGAAAAGAAAGUAGUUUUAUUCUGUAACUAUAUUUAGGUUUCCGAAUUGGAUCAACAAAUCCAAGAGUACAAAAAAACAACUAGAUAAUCAUUUGAGUACCUGACUCAAAUAUUGCAAUCGCAUCCCAUUUUAAAUAGCAUGAUUAUAGGGAAUUCGGCAGCAAUUGAUUAAGUGUUGGAAUGUUCCUCAUCUGAUUAAGCCCAAUUGGUAUUGGAUUCAUAUUUAGUAAUGAAAUCAUUCUAUUGUGAUAGAUGAGAUACGGUACUUGUGGGAUCAAAAGGAGAGAUUACGUUAAAUAUGCAGUUAAAAAUAUACAGAAGAACUUUCUCAAAGGCAAUUAUGGACUCCAACUUAUGAGUUGGAAUUAAUAAAUUUAAAAUUGUAAAGAGUAUUGUAUUUAUCAAAUUAGAUGACAGUGAAUUCAAUCAAUAUGUGGAAAUCGUUAAAGAAGAGGCCAAACUUGAAGACGACAAUCUUGUUUAUAGUGUGCUACCUACUAUCGAUAAGAUGCUGAACCAUCGCAAAAUGUCUUAAUAGUAUGAAUGAAUCUAACCCUAGAUUAUUACUUAAAUUUAAUUAGGAUAUCAAAAACUUAAAAUUGAAUUAACAAGAGAUUGAGGAAACAAUUAAUCAGUUUACAUAAUCAUUAUCUCCCAUCUAACAUUUAGAAUUCAUAAAAUAGGUGGAGAAGGUGGGGACUUUCAAUCGUUUUAGUAAAUGAUCAAUAAUAUAUUAUGUCUU
Molecule: messenger RNA, 1318 nt
Organism: Paramecium octaurelia
Lineage: Eukaryota; Ciliophora; Oligohymenophorea; Peniculida; Parameciidae
Source: the annotation of a GenBank genome assembly